UGGAGACGGCCAGAAUCCAUCGCGCUUGAGCCGGGGCCUGAUCCUGGGCCGGGGCCGGGGGAUGCGGUCGGUCAGUUAUGUGGAGAGAGUGGCCCUGGACUUCAGUGGAAACCUGUUCACGCAGGCCAUCAGCUUGGGAGACACCGACAACGACGGGUUAAAUGAGCUUGUGGUUGGGGAUACCAAUGGGAAACUGUAUGUGUAUAAGGGUGAUGACUGCAAGCCAUGGCUUACCCGAUCUUGUAUAGGAAUGGUAACUUGUGUUGGUGUAGGAGACAUCUGCAAUAAAGGGAAGAAUUUUGUUGUAGCUGUUGGUGCUGAGGGCUGGUUCCAUAUCUUUGAUCUCAGUGGGAUAGCAACUAAAUCAGAGACUUCCAGUCACCAUGACUUCCUAUUUGGCGAUGAACAGAAAGCAUUUUUUACACAGCACAUCCCUGCUAACACCAAAGUAAUGCUCAUCAGUGAUAUAGAUGGAGAUGGAAAGUGUGAAAUGGUAGUAGGUUACACUGACCGUGUAGUGAGGGCAUUCCGUUGGGAAGAUUCUUCUGAUGGUUCUGGGCAGCUGGUCCUACUAAAAAAGUGGCUUCUGGAAGGACAGGUAGAUAGUCUUACUGUGAAUCCAGGGCCUGAUGGGACCCCCGAACUGAUGGUCUCACAGCCAGGCUGUGGGUAUGCAGUUCUGCUGUGUACCUGGCGAUUGGAUCAAGAGAGGGUACCAGAAAGAGAUCCAUCUGAUGUCUCUAGCAGUGAAGGUCUUAUCCGGGAUGUUGUCCUUCGCCAAACUUCGGGCAGAAUUCACAACAAAAAUGUUUCCACUCACUUAAUUGGUAGCAUCAGUAGAGGCUCCAGUGAUGAUUCAUCCAAGGCUGGCUUAUUUGCUCUUUGCACAUUGGAUGGUACCCUGAAGCUGAUGGAUGGGUCCGACAAACUUUUGUGGUCUGUUCAAGUGGAUCAUCAGCUGUUUGCCUUGGAAAAGUUGGAUGUAACAGGUGAUGGACGAGAGGAAGUAGUGGCCUGUGCUUGGGAUGGUCAAACCUAUAUCAUUGAUCAAAACAGGUCUGUUGUCCGGUUUCAGUUUGAUGAGAAUGUCAGUGCAUUUUGUGCUGGUAUUUAUGCGUGCAAAAAUGGUCGGAAUAGUCCCUGUCUGGUGUAUGUCAGCUUCAAUCACAAAAUCUAUGUCUAUUGGAGGGUGGAGUUAGAGAGAAUGGAAUCUACCAAUAUGUUGAAGAUAUUGGAAACAGAUGAGUUCCACAGCCUGCUACAAGGAACAUCAGUGGAUGUAAAUAACAGCAGUGCUCUCCAAGCCAUGCUACACCAGACACUCUACUUUCCUGACCAACUUUCAGGACAUAUCAACAAGGAGGACAAGGUGCACAAACUAUGUUAGUCUUGACUGUUUGUUCAAUCUUAAACUAUGUGGGGAAAAAUGGCAAUGACUGCAAGUUUUUAUGAUCUGUGUUGGUAAACCAACAAGACUGGCUUCUUAUUUCUCCACGUCGCAAUCCGGAGACCGAUGGAUAAACAGUUGAGAAUAAUUUUAACCAAAGGAGAAGCAUGUUAAUGACUUUGCAACAAGUAAAUAAAAUUAAAUCUUACAUGGAACUUCAGAGUAAUCCAGAUCGAUACUUGCAGAGGGAUAUAAGCCGAAAUUAAUGUUUCUCAUGUUAUAAAUAGAUUCUUAAGUGAAUAAUAUGUUUAAUAGUUUUCUUUCCCAAUUUAAAACAUCUGAGUGCUAUGAAUUGUGUAUGACUGAGCAGUGGUUACGUGACAGGAGAAAGAAAGAAGACUGGCAAAGCAGUUUUAAUGAGCCACAAAGCCUUAGAUGCUUUGCGAAAUAUACUACUGUAUUUCCAGGUCUUGACCUUUUGUAGGAUAUUGCCAACUGUUGGAAUCUUCUAGGAAAAGGUGAGGACCGCAGCUGCUGGAGAUUAGAGUUGAAAGCGUGUCGCACUGGAAAAGCAUAGCCAGUCAGGCAGCAUCUGAGAGUCAACAAGAUUCAGGAAUGUUGGAAUCUUCCAAAAGACAACUUCUGUGUUCAUCAUCCAAAAUAAAAAUGGUGGGUGAGUUCCUUAGGUGGAAUGUCCAGAGCACUGGUCAAAGGAUAGGCCCACUGGCAAAAGUGUUAACUGCCAAGAUUGACAGUUGGAACCCAAUGGUCUCCAAAAUGUGUCCGAGAGAUGUUCCCUGAAACGUGCUGCGAGUUGGCAUCCUGUGUCCCUGAUGUAGAGGAGACCACAUCGAGAGCAGCAGACAUGGUAGAUAAGGUGUUUGGGUGUGCUGGAAAAUCUCUGCCGGAUGUGAAAAGAUCCUUUGGUGCCUUGGAUGGAGGUGAGGCGAGAGGUGUGGCGCAGGUUUUGCAACUCCAGUGGCAAGGGAAGGUGCCGGGUGUGGAGGGUGAGUUGGUGGAGGUGUGGACCUAAUAAUGGAAUCACAGAGGGAAUGGCCUCCUCAGAACACAGAUGGGGUGGUGAGGGAAAUAUAUCUUUGGUGGUGGGGUCUGAUAGCAGGUGGCUUAAAUGGUGAAGGAUAAUGCACUGUAUCUGGAGAUUGGGGUGGAAGGUGAGGAACAGGAGAGUUCUAUCCUUUUUGCGAUUGGAAGGGGUGGGUUUCAAGGGCGGAGGUGCGGGAGAUGGAGGAGAUGUGCUGGAAGAUGUGGUUGAUCAUGUGGGAGGGGAAAUUGCGAUCCUUGAAGUCGGAGCCUGUCUGGGAUGUCCAGGAGUGGAAUUGCUCCCCAUGGGAGCAGGUACGAUGGAGGAAUUGAGUUUGAGGGAUCGUGUUUUUAUUGGUGGGGUGAAGGGGAGUGCAGGGUGUAAUCAAGGUAGCUAUGGGAGUCGGUGGGUUUCAGUCCAGUCUACUGCAGUCGCUGCUCAUAAUGUGGAUCUCCUUAACGUUAGCUUUGUGGAAUAGCUCUGUUCUGUCUGUAGGAAUCCCCAAUCUCCAAGUUGCUUGUCACUUCAAAAAAACCACUUUACUCUUAUGCUAAUAUUUCUGUCCAAUGGAGCACAGUACAAGCUCGCGAAACAACAUCUCAUUUUCCAUUUAGGCAUUCUACAGCAUUGUUUUUUCAACAUUGAAUUCAAUAACUUCAGAAACUGACUGCAUUAUAUCUGGCCUCCAUUUUUCUUACAUUCUGUGGCCCCCUUCCUAACUUCCCCCACAAUUGUGACAUGUUUGUGUCUUGUUCAUUUUGCACUCAGUAGAAAGAACCAAUUUUCCUCUUUUCCCACCUUAAUUUACAUGCUUUUCUCAUCUUUUAUUUCCUUUCUCCACCAUUCACAGCCCAUUUAUCUUUUGUAGUGGACCUCUAUACCAUUUGUCUUCUUGUUCCUCUUCUGCCUCUACCAGAAGUAUAAAAAGAAAACCUAUUUUCCAGCACAUUUCAAUUCUGAAGAGUCAUGACAGACUUGAAACAUUAACUUUGUACCUUUCUCCACAGACCUGCUGAGUGUCUCUAGCAAUCUGUUUUGACUUUUUGUUAUCUUUGUAAUAUUUAGUGAUGCAUUCUUAGAUUUGUUUUUCUCUGCUGUUUCCUACUAUUUUCUGACACCCGUUUUCCUGUUCUACUUUUCUGCCUUAACUUCCUUUUACUCUUUAAAGUACCACUUCUUUGCCUAAAUGAUUCUUUGCCCCAGUAUUUCUUUUGAAAACCUCUAUUUCUCUAAAUGGCAACUUUUCAACAACACUGGCAUGAUUGAGCCGUGCACCGUCCCAUCUGUACAGCGCCCAUUUCCUUCCCCUACUGGUGCCUGUGACCCACAAAGUGGAACCCUUUUCUUUGAGGGUCUGAUUUUGAAUUUAGUACCUGGCUUCUCAUACUCUAUACGCAGAACCUCUUUCCACGUUCUACCUUUGUUCUUGAUACAUAAAAGGGCCUCCCACUGUAAUUCUUUUUCAGCCCCCAUGAUGUCCUGAACCCUGGCAGCAGGCAGACUGGAGUCUAGCUCUUUGUUGCGGGGAACAAUGUCAAUGUCCUCACUAUGCUAUAAGGUACAACUGCUACUCCCUUCCUUGUCGCUCCCUCAAUUUGAAUGUAUGCGCUGUUAUCAUUCAAACAUGUUGAGAGAGAACCUCAAACCUAAUGAACAACUGCAGAGGCUGAGGCUUCUGCAAUUCUACGCUGUGUGUGUCCCUUUACUGGCCUCACUCAAGUUUGCAUUCCCCUGUCUAUGAUCAAAUUAGAAGAUCCUGAUUUAACUGGUGUGACUACUUCUCUUAACGAAUCCAGACAACAUUUUCCUUAUUUCAUUAACUGCAAUGCCUGUAGUUCAGCCACCAGUUAAUAAACUCUGAGCCAAGACUGCUUGAAAUUCAAACACUUACUGCAAAUGUGUUUACCCUGGAACACAGGAUUUGCCUGGAACACACCAUGCUGCAGGUUUGCACAUCAUCUGAACUGCCAUCCUUAAAUGAGUUUAAAAUUAUUUAAUAUUAUUCACUCAAUUAUUUGUUUUAUCAACUUUAGCCACCAACUCUUUUAAUUAAGUUAAAAUGUCAGAAUAGAAGAGUUCUUAAACACUUAUCAAAGAUUCACCAGACAUAUGGCCCCUUUCUUUGUAGCAGAGAAAGAACCAAUUCCAAUCAGCUCUAGUGAAUCCAGAUCUAUUUCUGUCACAGCUCCUUUACUUGCAUGCUCCUUAGGUGAUGCUGACUGCGUCCUUGGGGUUUUCGCCUUGCCUGCUCUUUACAGUCAUACUCACGGCCUGCUCUUAGAGUCCUCACUACACCUGCUCCUCUGCAUGAUGCUGACUGCCUAUCUUGGAGUCUUCAUCUCUCUCCUCUCAAAAGAAAUAUAAUGGAAUAAUUUAGCUUACAUAAAGUUAAGCUGAAAUUUUUAAAGUGUACUGAAAUAACAAAACAAAGCAGCGCAAGUUGCACCGAUUGUAACAAGAUUUUGGGAUAGAAGACAGAAGAAAACAACUCUACAUGAAAGAGCAAUCAAGAAUGGAUAGCAGAGACAAGAGAAUUCAUCUAAGAGACAAAUUACGUAAGGAAAGAAAUACACAUUUUUCUUUUUUGCCAUGGAUGAGCUAAGAUGGGCCAAACACUUCAGUAUUCUGCCAUUAUUACACAUUUCCAACUUGUGUUUGGUCUGAACCAAUCUCAUUACAGUAUCAGUAUAUCCAUUGGGAGAACAAUCAACCAUUGAAAAUAGUAUUUGAGACUAUGCAAAGUGGAGAAUUUCCAUUAGUGAGGGAAUGGAACAAUGUCUGCAAAGGAGAAAAAUUAUUAGAAACAUAGAAAUGGAAACAUGAGCAGCCCUUCAAACCUGCUGCACCAUUCAAUAUCAUCUUGGUUGAUCGUUCAAUUCAGUACCUUGUUCCUACUUUCUCUCCGAAUCCUUUCAUCCCUUUUUCCAUAAUAACUCAUACAUAUAUAUAAAAUUCUUAGAAACAUUCAAUUUUCUACCCUUACCUGCUUUCUGUGAUAGAGCAUUCCACAGGCUCACCGCUCUCUGGUGAAGAAAUUUCUCCUCAGCCCUAAACGGCCUAAACCAAAUCCUUAAAAUAUGUCUCUUGGUUCUAGACUCCUUAGUCAUCAGGAACAUCCUAUAUCUCCUCUGUCUAGUCCUGUUAGAAUUCUAAAGGUUUCUAUGAAGUUCUAUGAGAAGUAAGGCUGCUAGAAAAAGAUGGUUUAAUCUUCAGAUAGAUGAUUUUUCUAAAUGUGGACCUGAGGAGAAACUUAUCACUUGAAGUAUAGAUGUAACCUUAACCCUAACACACAGAAUUGCUGGACAAAUUACUCAGAUGAAUCUCAAUCCGAACAUUCUCAAACUAAAACAGCCGCCGUUUCUGUAUCCGAUGGCGCAGCAGACCUACUCUCUUCUACUCUGUAUGUUUAUAUAACGGGGGAAAGAAAUGAAAAUGCUAAUCUGUAAUAUUACAUAAAAUAAAAUUUAAAGAAUAAAUCAAACUGAAACCUGUAUUUGGUAAAUGGAAUGAGGUGGACCAAAGGAUCAUUUUCUGUGCUGUAUGACUCUGACUCAAUGAUGUCAAUAAAUUCGGUUGCUUUGUCCUGA
This is a messenger RNA of Hemiscyllium ocellatum (epaulette shark), 6016 nucleotides long. It is a transcript of the gene itfg2, whose product is annotated as integrin alpha FG-GAP repeat containing 2. Bases 62 to 1387 code for a protein of 441 amino acids. Gene Ontology annotation, molecular function: protein binding. NCBI's taxonomy places the organism in Eukaryota, Metazoa, Chordata, Chondrichthyes, Orectolobiformes, Hemiscylliidae. The transcript is spliced from 12 exons. Gene Ontology annotation, biological process: regulation of TOR signaling. The record is from RefSeq and is a predicted model, not a curated record. Gene Ontology annotation, cellular component: KICSTOR complex.